AUGGCAGCCGGAGCCAGGGAUAACCCCAGAGAUAUUGCUGCCUUGGUGGCCUUAGGUGAUCAAUCAGCAACCGUCACAACAGGAACUAAUAUGGACAGUAGUUCUAUUGCUAACACUUCUCUCGGUGAGAGCACCGCUACUGGCACCUGCUCCAUUGUGCGAGUUCUCGUGAGGGCGACAGUGAGACGCCACACCAGGGUGAGCUACAUCCGUUUGGAUGGGUCCCACGACGAUGAGAGUGAAGCUACAGGUGGGACACCUUUGCUUUUCUUUGGAACUGAGUUAGACGACAAGAGGAAGAGGGGAAGGCUGUCUUUUGGUCGGGACUUUCCUCCAAAUUUACCACAUAUUCAGGUCUUUCGCCUGGUGCCCGUUUUUCAGAGGAAGGGAGCACUCAAACACAAGAGGAUUGUCGAGGUGAAAGACCAUCAGUUCACAGCACGCUUCUUCAAGCAGCCCACCUUCUGCAGCCACUGCACUGACUUCAUAUGGGGCAUCGGCAAGCAGGGAUUCCAGUGUCAAGUUUGCAGUUUUGUGGUCCACAAAAGAUGUCACGAGUUUGUGACCUUCAUAUGUCCGGGCUCGGUGGCGGCUCCCAGACCUGAUGACCUGAAGAGUCAACACACAUUUAAGGUCCACACAUACUCCAGCCCCACAUUCUGUGACCACUGUGGCUCGCUGCUGUAUGGCCUCAUCCACCAGGGCAUGAAAUGUUCCAGUUGUGACAUGAACGUCCAUCGGCGAUGUGAGACCAGUGUCCCCAGUCUCUGUGGCCAGGAUCACACAGAGAAGAGAGGGAGAAUCCACCUGACCAUCAGAGGAGACAAGGAGGACGUCUACGUUACAGUGCGUGAGGCUCGGAACCUGAUGCCAAUGGAUCCGAAUGGCUUGUCAGACCCGUAUGUAAAACUCAAACUGAUCCCAGACCCGAAGAGCCACAGCAAACAGAAGACUAAAACCAUCCGUUCAACACUCAAUCCUGUCUGGAACGAGAGUUUCACUUUCUCUGUGCGCGGUCAGCAGUGGGACCGGCGUCUGUCUGUGGAGGUGUGGGACUGGGACCGGACAUCCAGGAAUGACUUCAUGGGAGCGUUGUCAUUUGGUGUCAGUGAGAUCUUCAGGCGUCCCAUAUGCGGUUGGUUCAAGCUGCUGGCCCAGGAUGAGGGAGAGUACUACAACAUUCCUGUGCCAGAUCCAGACCUGCAGGAACUUCAGCAGGAUGCUACGACGCCCAUCCUGCCCCAGGCGAUACCCUCCCCGGUGCCCGAACCCUUCCCUGUGGCUCUGUCCCCAACCCCGAUCCCCUCCUGCCCGCCCAUCCACAUACCGGGUCCCGGCACAGUCGUAAUGGGCAUCCAUGACUUCAACUUCCUCAUGGUGCUGGGCAAAGGCAGCUUUGGCAAGGUGCUGCUGGCGGAGGAGCGAGGCAGCGAGCGCCUGUUUGCGGUGAAAGUGCUGAAAAAAGACGUUCUCUUCCAGGAUGAGGACACGGAGAGCGCUUUGGUGGAAAGGAGGGUUCUGGCACUCGCCUCUCGCCCUCACUUCCUCACGUCCCUCUACUGCGCCUUCCAGACGGAGGACCGCCUGUAUUAUGUGAUGGAAUAUGUCAACGGAGGAGACCUGAUGUUUCACAUUCAGCAAGUCGGGAAGUUCAAAGAGCCCCAUGCAGCGUUUUAUGCAGCAGAGAUAGCAGUUGGCCUCUUCUUCCUCCACAGCAAAGGCAUCAUCUACAGGGAUCUGAAGCUGGAUAAUGUGCUGCUUGACUGCGAGGGCCACAUAAAGAUAGCAGACUUUGGGAUGUGCAGGGAGGGCAUGUUCGAGGGCGACGUCACACGCACCUUCUGUGGCACUCCGGACUACAUAGCCCCUGAGAUUGUCGCAUAUCAGCCCUAUGAUAAAGCAGUAGAUUGGUGGUCUUACGGAGUGCUGCUGUAUGAAAUGCUAGCAGGACAGCCACCAUUUGACGGUAUUGACGAGGAGGAGCUGUUUCAAUCCAUCAUGGAGCAGAGUGUGUCAUACCCGAAAACUCUCUCUCGUGAAGCCGUCGCUAUCUGCAAGGGACUCAUGACGAAGCACCCAGCGAAGCGCCUGGGUGGAGCAGAGGAUGCCGAAAGGGAGAUCAGGGAGCAUCCGUUUUUCCGGUGGAUUGACUGGGACCGUCUGGAGAGACUGGAGAUCGCGCCGCCCUUCAAACCCAGAACUGGUGGGAAAAAGGGUGAGAACUUUGACAAGUUCUUCACAGCAGCUCCGUCGGCGCUCACUCCAUCUGAUCCAGAUGUGCUCGCAGCCAUCAACCAGGAGGAUUUCCAGGGUUUUUCAUUUCUCAACCCAGACUUUGCCCCCUCACCUCUCACCGCUGUUUGAAAACGGCCCCCAAAAAAUGUAUCUCCAAAAGUCCCCUUCAAACAAUAGUUUUAUAGCAGAGAGCAUGGGAACUAGCAGCAUUUGUUACACCUUACAUAACCAAACUCUGACGUUUACAUGAAAAUGCCAAGACACCUUGAUCUUCACGCAGUCUCUUUGACGUAUGCAUGUACGAGUUACAGCACGUGUAUCGCCACUAAACAAAGCCAGUACCUUAUAGUUUUUUAGAAGUCAACUUCUAACUUUAUGUAAGAACACUGUAGUGCCAACAUUAUAAUUUAAUCUAUUUGCAUGCAGAUAGUUUCUAUUGUCCUAGAUCACCCAAGAAAGACAAAUCUGUUAAAUAUUUUCCGAUCCCUUUUACUGUUGUGCGCAGCUGCAAUUUACAGGUUAAAUUUCCUUUUCAAGUUCUCCUACAGCUAUACAGAUAACAUGGAAUGGUAAACAGGAUUUCAUUUCAUCCAAAGCCAUUAUAAAGUUUGUUUAAGGGUCUUUUUUAUUUUAAGCAGUAUGCAAAAUACAAUAAGUCAGCAUCAACAGCAAUAAGCUACUAGCUCUGACUCUAAGACACUUUGAUUAUAAAGCAAACUGAGCUGAUUUCAAGGUUUAUUUUAUUUUUGUAAUUCUGAUAUUGGCAUGAAAACAAUCAGACAGGAUCCUCUGGCCUGCUUAAACUUCUCAGUUGAAUAUGCCCAAACUGUGACCUCAGCUGAUCCACUGAGAUGCAUCCAUAAUGCAGUGGGCACAGUGUGACAGUGAAUGUAAGCAACAGCUCUGACCCGCCAGCCAAGGCUCCCGCUGUUCCACUCUGCUGUCACGGGAAGGAGGUCCUCACUUUAGACAUGAUGUAAAUAAUUAUACUGUAUAUCAUGUCUUCUCUAUAGCAGUGUGACAACUAGGGUCAUCCAGACUGCAACUUAAUGCCCUUAUUUUGUUACAGAGAUAUUUUUGGUGCAGUUUUAGAGAAAAGUGGCCUCGUUUUAGGCCUCUCUUCCAAAAAAAAAGAGGCUUGUUGGCUUCCACGAGAGUGCAUACUUAUGUUUUUAGUGGCAGCUCAGACAGCUUUUUUGCUGUGCAAUAACAUGGACGCAGCAUCGAUUGGGAGUAAUUACAAGUGAGGCUCAAUGAGACUGUUCAAUACAUGGAAAAAAAGUAUAGCAGCGCUGUCCUUUAAACCUGUCUGCAUUGAGCAGGUGGCUGCAACAUGCAGCACACUCAUUUCGUACACACAGAAACAUAGUUUAUUUCUUAUGUUGGACCAUGUAACGUAUUUAAUUUGAUUAUUAUAUUCUGUGUAGGCGAGAUCUAUGCUUAAAACUGAGAUGUGGUUGCCCCUUACAUGGCCAGUUUCAAAAGGUUACUUUAGCUCAGCUUGAGUAUGAGUCAAAUGUCACUCCACACAAUCCCUCAGUAUAAUAGAUACAGUAUAUGAUGACUGACAGUAGAUAAUAGACAGUUUAUGUGCUUAAUAGUUUAGUUAACCUUUUGUCUUCAUGUGCUGGAAAAUUGAAAAUAAACUGACUGGGAAGAGUCAUGAAACAACAACA
Molecule: messenger RNA, 3911 nt
Organism: Menidia menidia (Atlantic silverside)
Lineage: Eukaryota; Metazoa; Chordata; Actinopteri; Atheriniformes; Atherinopsidae
Source: the annotation of a GenBank genome assembly